Molecule: messenger RNA, 3023 nt
Organism: Cydia strobilella
Lineage: Eukaryota; Metazoa; Arthropoda; Insecta; Lepidoptera; Tortricidae
Gene: Abi
Product: abl interactor 2
Exons: 9
Coding region: 158-1426 (422 amino acids)
Biological process (GO): neuron migration
Cellular component (GO): SCAR complex; lamellipodium; actin-based cell projection
Molecular function (GO): SH3 domain binding; signaling adaptor activity
Source: RefSeq, a predicted model, not a curated record
CUGACUUGUCAAGCAAGUGGAGUUGGAGUAGGCGAAUAAUAUUAAAAAUAACGAAAAUAACAACAAAUUUAAUGUUCUGAACGUGUACAACAUAUGAGAAGAUCCUAAUUACCAACCAUAUCUAAUUUUAGAACGCAAAUACCAUUAGCGCAGCACGAUGGCUGAGUUAGCGGCUUUGCUGCAAACGGAGAUUCCUGAGGGACGCAACCACUUGACGGACAGCCACACUAACCUGGAGCGUGUGGCGGAGUACUGUGAAGCAAACUAUUUUCAAUCCGAGAAUAAGCGGCUGGCCUUGGAAAGCACGAAAAACUACACAACACAGUCGCUGGCUAGUGUAGCUUACCAGAUAAACACAUUAGCUUACAAUUUCCUGCAGUUAUUGGAGUUGCAAACCAUGCAGCUGGCAGAAAUGGAAGGACAGAUGAAUCAUAUUGCCCAAACAGUGGCUAUUCAUAAAGAGAAGGUGGCUAGGAGGGAGAUUGGAGUGCUGACUGCUAAUAAAGUUACUAACAGGCAGUAUAAGAUCAUUGCCCCAGCUAAUCCAGAGAAACCUAUUAAGUAUGUGAGGAAGAGCAUUGAUUACACAGCUUUGGACGACAUUGGACACGGCGCUCGCUGGAGCAGCGCAGGGACGCCGCGGGCGCGCCGCUCGGCCGCCCCGGUUCAGCCGCUGCCCGCGCCCACCACCAAGCCACCAACACCGCCCGCGGCACGUGCACAGCAGCCCAAUACUGGCACGCUGGGCCGCGGCACGCUCGGCAAGUCGUCGCGCGAGUACCGCACGCCGCCCGCGGUGGCGCCGCCGCAGGUGCCGUCGCACUACGCGCCCAACUACCCGCGCCGCCCGCCCGGAUACUCAACAUUGCCUGUCGCUCAGCCACAGGUUGGUAUGGUUCACCCGAAUCAGCACCAGUCGCCUUCAAACUAUUCUCAGCAGGACAUGCAUUCCAGUAUGCCACCACCGCCAUCUCCGCUGAUCGGGUCCGACGGAGAGCAUAGCCAGCAUUCCAUGAGUCUUCCUGGACAUCAGCGCGGGUCGGGGUCGGGGUCGGGGUCGGGGUCGCUGGGGACGCGCGGGGGCUCGGUGUCGCCGCCGCUGCCGCCGCCGCCGCUCGACGACGAGCUCGCGCACGACGCCUUCGGCCGCCAGCACCACCUCAACAAUGAGAUUGGCCCACAGUACACAAACGCCGUGCCCGCUAUCGUGCCGGACGAGGAAGACUUGCCGGGGUGGGUGCCCAAGAACUACAUCGAAAAAGUGGUGGCGAUAUAUGAUUAUUACGCGGACAAGGAGGACGAGCUCUCCUUCCAAGAGAGCGCCGUCAUCUACGUGCUGAAGAAAAACGACGACGGCUGGUGGGAGGGCGUCAUGGACGGCGUCACCGGCCUGUUCCCUGGGAACUACGUCGAGCCCUGCGUCUAACGAGUUCAUAUUGUACUGUCUAGCUCUGGCAUAUAGUUGCCUCCUGCUCUUGCAGCGUUCGUCUAACUUUCCCUGCUUAUGACCGCGGUUCUGUAGUGACUAUAUUAAGAACGUGACAUUAAGAGUAUCUAACCCUGCAUCUAAAAAGUGUAAGUACCUUAUAUACAUUACUGUCUAGCUCUGGCAGAUAACUGCCUCCUGCUCUUGCAGGACAACGAGACCGGGUUGACCAUCCUCGAUACAGUAUUCGUCAGUCUUAUUGUAACGGGAUAAGGUCCAUUGUUGGGAAGUUAAGUAUCUUGCUUUAGUACAUAACUAAAUGGAAAUAUCUUAAACUACAAAUUGUAGUCUAAAAACUAAAACCGUUCCUUCCCCGGCUAUUAUAUUAUAACCAUGUUUUAUGUAUGCGUAGAAAAUCUACCAUUUAAAUAUUGCUGUUAAAAAAAGGGAUUACAAUAAAUGCAGUAACGCUAAAUUGAUACCUAUCCCCCCCCAUAUAGUAUCAAGUUCCCGGAGUCCCGGAGUUAUUGGUGAUUGCUACUGUCAUUUUCAAUUGAAUCAAUAAUUUUGUACAAACAUUUGUUGACAAUACCUCCCUCUAGUGAUCAAAAAUACCUUUGGUUUAAAUUAUUUUAUUUAGUCAAUGAGCAAAUAUUUAGUAUUUUUUACUUCUAUUUACAGAUGUUAAUUUUAUAAUAAUUAAUAAUUAUGAAUUAGAAUAAAUUACCUAAUUUAUGUAGAUUGGCUAUAACCGUUUAAUUGCCAUAUAAUUUACGAAAUUGGCUUAAUUCUUCACUGAAAUACUGGAAUUAAUUGUAAGACUAAGUCGUUGUAUAUACCCACAAAAAAAUGCAUUUAGAGUAUUUAGACCGUUAUUGGUAUUAAGAUUAGACAGUUAGUUUUGUAUUUAAUUAAGUGUAUAUUAUACGUUUAGGCUAACGUAGAUUUAAGUAGUUAUUGGCCAGACAGAUUUCAAUGUCAUCAAUUUAGCGAAGAAGAAUUAUCUGCUUAGUGCAGUAACACUCGCCAAAGGGUUAUGUGAGCGUAGAUACGCCUUUUUCACUGACGGUUGCGUUCAAAUAUUACGUAAUGCAAUUUUCGAAGAUUUUUGACCUCCCCUCCCCCUACCUAAAAGUUACGUAACACCCAAGUAUAAUCAUAAAAUUGAAGAAAUGAGCGAGCGUGUAUGAGGAAUGUUAUGCGAAAGAGGUAUGUCAGGAUCGUAGCAAGUGGAAAUCCGUGGUCUCUACCUUCCCCUCCGGGAAAUAGGCGUGAUUAUGUAUGUAUGUAUGUAUGUAUUUUAUUUCAUUAACGUAACGCCUUGUUCCAACACCCCCUCCCGCCCUUAUAACGUUUUAUUAGACCCCCCCCCCCCCCAAAAUUGCGUUACGUACCUAAUAUUUGAACGCCCCCUACAGCACGAGUUAAGUAUUUUAUUUUAAAUAAUAAAUACCAUGCUACACUUAGGUACAUCGAUCUUUCUACUGUAUUCGAUUCAGGUGCAAUAGACUGGCCCAUGAAUUUUAGUUUUGAAAUUGUGUUCGAAUUUGAUUAAUAUGAAUUUAGCGAGCUCCUUUAUUAUAACUUGACUUUUGAA